AAUAAAUCUCGGUCACCAUUAAUAUCUCAAUGUCACUUCCUUUAAUACUGCGAAGCACAAGUAAACCCUAGCUUCAACCACACUAUCAAAACCCUCAAGAUCACUAACUCUAACCCUAAAGUUUCAAACUUUAUCCCUCAAUUUUAAAUAUGGACCCUUCAAUUACAACCCCUUCUUAUCAAUUUCAACUUUUAGGCAAUAACCCACAUGAUCUUUCACUUUCCGGCAAUGAGCCACCUCAAGAAAUCCCAAAUUCCGGCGAUCAACCGGCCGAAAUCUUAGUUUACGGUAGCGACCCGCUUCAAGAAUUCCCAAUUUCCGGCGACCCACCGGCCGAAAUCUCAGUUUGUGGCAACAACCCACCUCCGGAAAUAUCAGUUUCUGAUUACCCAGAUGAAAAUAUGAACAAUUUGACAUCUGGGGAGGAUAGAACUGAGAUUGUUGCUUUGCCGGAGGAUAAUCCGGCGGGUUCCGGCGAACCCCAAUUGAAGAAGCGCCGGCGCAGGAAGAAGCAGUUCCCGGAGAUGAUAUCUUCGGCAGCUGCUGUCUCGGGUUUUCGAGUAAUGCGCCCGAAAUCAACCCCAACUACUACUACUGCUGAUGAUGAAUUUGAAGAGCUUGCUGAUCAUUCUUUGUCGAAGUCUCGUCGUAGGAGGAUUUCUGAUUUGGCCAAAGAGGUUGAUGUGGAGGCGAUGAUUGCAAUUUCUGUUGGGUUUACUGUUGAUUCGCUCACGGAGGAAGAGAUUGAAGCCAAUGUAGUAUCUCAAAUUGGAGGGAUUGAGCAAGCUAAUUAUAUUGUUGUUAGGAAUCAUAUUCUGGCACGGUGGAGAUCGAAUGUUGAUGUUUGGCUUACUAAAGAUCAUGCUCUUGAGUCGAUUCGAGCUGAGCAUAGGAGUCUUGUCAAUUCGGCUUACGCGUUUUUGUUAAACCAUGGUUAUAUAAAUUUUGGACUUUCUCCUGCUAUCAAAGAAGUGAAAUGUAGACCGGUGGAAGGGAGAUAUAGGGGUGAUGUUAUUGUGAUUGGUGCUGGAUUAUCGGGUUUAGUGGCAGCUAGACAAUUGAUCUAUUUGGGGUUUAAAGUUGCAGUCUUGGAAGGUAGGGCUCGACCUGGUGGGAGGGUUAGGAGCAAAAAGAUGACAGGAGAAGGCGUGAAAUCAGAUAUUGUUGCAGCUGCUGAUCUUGGUGGGAGUGUGUUGACUGGAAUUAAUGGGAAUCCAUUAGGAGUUUUGGCUAGACAGUUGGGACUGCCACUACACAAGGUGAGAGAUAUUUGUCCUCUUUAUUUGCCUGACGGUAAGACUGUAAAUUCUAAAAUGGAUACUCGUGUUGAAAUUUCAUUUAAUAAGUUGUUAGAUAGGGUCUGUAAGCUUAGGCAGACAAUGAUGGAUGAGGUUAAAUCAGCUGAUGUUUCGUUAGGGACUGUGUUAGAGGCCUUUAGAAGAGUGUAUGGAGUUGCUGAUGAUCCCCAGGAGCGAAUGCUGUUGGACUGGCAUUUGGCAAACCUUGAAUAUGCCAAUGCAACUUUGAUGUCAAAUUUGUCAAUGGCAUUUUGGGAUCAGGAUGAUCCGUAUGAAAUGGGUGGUGAUCAUUGUUUCAUUCCUGGUGGAAAUGAGACGUUUAUCAGGGCACUAAUGGAGGGCAUUCCCAUUUUCUAUGACCAGAUGGUUGAGAGCAUACAUUAUGGAAGUGAUGGUGUUUUGGUGUACGCUGGAGGGAAACAGUAUCAGGCAGAUAUGGUUUUGUGCACAGUGCCGUUGGGUGUGUUAAAGAAGGGAACAAUUGAGUUUGUCCCUGAGCUUCCACAGAGAAAGCGGGAUGCUAUUAGUAGAUUAGGAUUUGGGUUGUUGAACAAGGUUGCGAUCCUUUUUCCCUAUGAUUUUUGGGGUGGGGAGAUAGAUACUUUUGGGCAUUUGACAGAGGAGUCAAGCACCAGGGGUGAAUUCUUUUUGUUCUACAGUUACUCUUCUGUAUCUGGAGGCCCACUUCUUAUCGCUCUUGUGGCUGGGGAAGCUGCAAUCAAAUUCGAACAGAUGUCUCCUAUAGAAGCUGUGAAUAAGGUUUUGGAGGUCUUGAAGGGUAUAUUUAAUCCGAAAGGGAUUGCUGUUCCUGAGCCGCUGCAGGCUGUUUGUACUCGUUGGGGACAAGAUCAUUUUACAUAUGGAUCUUAUUCUUACGUUGCAAUUGGCUCCUCAGGAGAUGAUUAUGAUGUCCUGGCAGAAAGUGUAGAUGGAAGACUUUUCUUUGCAGGAGAAGCUACUAACAAACAAUAUCCCGCCACAAUGCAUGGAGCUUUUCUUAGUGGGAUGAGAGAGGCUGCUAAUAUGCUGAGAGUUGCUACGAGGAGGUCAGCGGUUCAAGCUGAAAAGCAGAAUACUGUUACUGACGAACAUAGUGAUUUAGAUAGAUUAUUUGAGACCCCAGACCUUAGAUUCGGAAGUUUUAAUUGUUUAUUUGAUCCUAGUUCAAGCGAUCCUGAAUCAACUAUUUUGUUACGAGUUGCGUUCGAAGGCGAAAAAUCAUAUUCAGGAGUUCUGCAUCUUUAUGGUUUAAUCAAGAGGAGGCAAGUUAUGGAACUGAGUAAUGUAGACGGAGAUUUUGACACGAUGAGAAUGUUGAGAGAUUUUGGGGUGAAACUUGUCGGGAGAAAAACUUUAUGCAGCACAGCUGAAUCUCUCAUCACCUGCAUUAAACUAGGCAGAUCCAGCCUAAACUGAUGACGCAGUAAAGAAGCCUGCAAAGACGAUUGAUAAGUUCACUUUCACCUC
This is a messenger RNA of Daucus carota subsp. sativus, 2765 nucleotides long. RefSeq names its product lysine-specific histone demethylase 1 homolog 1. The transcript has a single exon. Gene Ontology annotation, cellular component: nucleus. Gene Ontology annotation, molecular function: oxidoreductase activity; protein binding. Lineage: Eukaryota; Viridiplantae; Streptophyta; Magnoliopsida; Apiales; Apiaceae. Bases 150 to 2714 code for a protein of 854 amino acids. The record is from RefSeq and is a predicted model, not a curated record.